AUGAUUCUCGAAGAAGCUGUAAUAUAAGUUAUUUCUAUAACUAGCUUGGAGUAGAAGAUGAUUAUGUCAGAUUACAAAAGAUUGCUGAAGGAAUUAAACAAAUUUCAUAAAGUUUGAAAACCCAAAAAAAUUUCAACAGUCCUUCUUUAAUCAAACAAUGUAAAUGGAAAUUACUAUAUAAGUGAUUUGUUCUUAUCCUUUUUCAGACACCACAAUUGAGAUGCUCUUAAAUGAAUGUUUUGAGUAACACAAAAGUGACCCUAAAUUCAUUAUGGCAUUCCAUAAAGCCUUAUAAGAAGUGGCUAUACUUUAAGAAUUUAGAUAAUUUUUAGGUUCUAGAUCUUUAUUCAAUAAAUAAAACCGUCAGCUAUCUCAUAAGUAUAUAAAUUUAGUUUAAUUUUAGUAAUAAUAUUACCUCAAUACUUAAAGAGUAACUGAAAUAAGGAUCAAUCCCUUUUAGCAGAGAAGUCAUAGAAAGAUUAAUAAUUGCAAAACGAUUUUCAGCAAAAUUUAUUAUACCAAUAUUUACUCUUUCAAAAGAGUACAAAUUUGAUCUGGAAUAAAUGGCAUCCAUAUUUAAACUUUUCUUAAUGCAUACUAAAAAUGAAGAAUUCUAACUUCAAAUUAUAGAUAUCUAUGAAGAAUUAAAAUUAUCAAUAUUUAAAGAUCUCGAAUGGAUUGAAGAACAUAAUUAAGAAUUAGAAGAUUGUAAUUUAUAUUAUAUAAUCUUAGAUUUCAUAUAAAAUAAAAUUAAAGUUCCUUAAAGAUUAAUCUAAAGUAAAUUGAUGCAUAUUAAAAAUAAAAACAAAAAAUUACUACAUUAACAUUUCAUUAAGAAAUGUAAUAUGAAAAGUGAAACUGAAAGUGAUUCAUUAUCUGUUAGUCCAGAAUAACCAAAAAUAAUAGAUUAUAAAACUAAGAUUUAAUAAUGGCUUUGUAUUAAAGAAACUCCUACAAUUGAUUUGGAUAAUUAUGUAUAUUUUACUAAUUCCGAAAAUCUAAACUCCCUUCUUUCUUUUAUAUUGAAUCCAUGUAAAAUUGAAAUUAUUGCAGAUUGGGUAAAUAUUAUAUUUAAUCAUUAUAGGAAUUGACAUUCAAAAAUGUAGAAACUAAAUUUAAUAAGAAACACUUUAAAAAUAUACCUAUUAAAUUAGAUACAUUUUAAAUUAUUAGAUCAUAUAAAACUGUCUUAAUAUUUUAAAAUUAAAACAAUAUUCGUCAAAUUGAUAAAUUAUUAACAACCUUUAUUGAAAUUUCAUGUAUAGAAUUUAGCUUAUAAUAGUUAGAAAAAUAUAUGAUUCCUUAAUAAGUGAUGAAAUUAACUUAAAUCUUAAUCAUUUAGUUAAUUUCAUUGAAUAAUUAAUACUUUUAAAUCCAUAAAAGAGUGCCUAUUAGAUAUUAGAAUACAAUCUAUUAUUUACCUUUUCAUUAUAUAUCUAUAACCAUUAAAUGACUACUUUCAUAGGAGAUAUGUUAAGUUUAUGGAUAGAUAAAUUUAAAUUUGGUUUCUAUUUAUAAGAAUAAAUAUGGAAAUAUUUAGAUUAUACAAAUUGGUUUAACUUUUUCUUUUAAAUUUUAAUUAAAUAACCAUAAAGAAAUGAAUAAUGUUAUUAAGAAUACAAAUCACUAAAAAUUGUAUAUAUUUUAUAAUUAAAUUUAAGGAUGGAAUAUUGGCAUUUGUAAAAUUAUUAAAAUCUCCUGAAAAAACAUAAUAAACAUAAAAUGAUUUUUAAAAUUCUGUGACUAGUCGAUAAGAACCACUAACACCAAUUGAAUUUUCAGAAGAAUAGUAAAUAUUAAAUUCUUCUUAAUGGAUUUUGGAUAAUAACUCAACAGCAAAUUAAAUAAUGGAAGAUAUGAGUUAGAAAGAUAUAGAUAAUCUAAAACACUUUAGCAUUGAAAAGAAUAAAUCUAUUAUGACAGAAUUAUAAGAGUCUUCACCUUUAAGAAUUAGAAUAAUGUAAUCAUCUUACAAUAAAGGAUUUUAUGGUUAAUCAUCUGACAUUACUAAUAAAACUCUCCUGUCUCCAAAAGGUAAAAUGCAUCAUAGUUCAGUAAGUCUACCUUCAAUAGAUAAUAAAGUUCAUAAGAGUGAAAGUGUUGAUUCUUAAAAUUGUCAAAAUUAUGCAUCAAGAUUAAGAAAUAAAACCUAUAUUAUAUCAUAAGAUGGAUUUUCUACAACUAAGUUAAUAUCUAUUUAUCCAAGAAGAAAUAUUGAUUUAUAGUUCACUCAUUUUGAAACUGCUUAAUCAAUUUUUACUUAUAAUAAACAUACAUUAAAAGGUUGUACUAGAGUAUUCAAAAUUUUAAAUGACUCUAUAUUUAAUUCACUUUAUUAUUAAGAAAAUUUAGUAAAGGAUCAUUUUUAGAAAUAACAAUUUUUAAAUUUAGCAUAGAGAUCUUUCAUAAAUGAAAGAACAAUUAUUACAUUAUUUCAAAUAUAUUUAUAUGGAAUUUUUGAUGAGGAAAGUAAAAUUCUUUAGAAAUAAUCAAUUGAAUGUGGUCUUAUAAUAAAUGAGAUUUAUAAGAAUUCAUUAAUAUUAUAAGAAAAAUAAUUAAAUAAUUUACUGAAAAAUUGUUUUAGUUAAGUUGCUGAUUUUGUAAGUAAGAAAUUAAUAGAAUUAAAUAAUUAUACAUAAAUACCUGAAUUUAAAUUCAAAUAAUAUUUAUUAUUUAGCACUUUAGUAAAUGGUUUGCAUUAUUUUGAUCUUUAUGAUCCUAAUAGGGAUGAAAGAAAUAUUUAUAAGUAUUUAAAUGAAACUGUGAUGCAUAUAUUAAUAAUUUGGUUUUUUAAUAGUCAUUAAAAUAACAUUUUCUAAUUAAAUUUUGUUAAGUAAAUUAUUUUUAUAAUAAUAGACUAAUUGCUAUCCUUUUUUCUCGUGCACCUUAAUAUUAAUUAUAAAAUUUAUUAUUCCAUGUUGGUUUAUUAACAUCUUUAUUUAAUGGAUAUACUACAUAUAAUAAAAAUGGAUGCAAAAAUAUAGAUUAUGUUGAAAGUUUAUACAUGAAUAUUAUGUAUUUAAUAUACAUAAUUAAUGCUAAUGUAUAUUAAAGAUAGCUAACAUUAUUAAUUUCUAAUUUAGAAUCAUCAGCAUCAUGGAAAGGAUUAUAAUAAUGUCUUUGUGAAAUUUAAACCAAUUUUUUGAAUCAAUUAAAUUAAUUAAUGAAAUUGGAUAGAUCAUAUUCAUUAAAAAAAAUAAAAUCUAGUUAGAAGAUUAUUUUAUAACCAAAUUCUAAAGAAUCAGUAAGAGGUAAAAAUGAAUCCAAAAAUGAUAAUUCUUAAUUAAAUGAACUUUUAAAAUAAAAGUAUUACAAUGAAUUUUAUAAUUAUUAGAUCAAUAACAAAGGAAUCAUCACCUGUUAAAUAAUAAAUGUAGAUCAAAAAACUAAUAAGAUAUAGAACUAAGAAUAGUAUUAAAGCAUGA
Messenger RNA from Paramecium pentaurelia, 3425 nucleotides. Lineage: Eukaryota; Ciliophora; Oligohymenophorea; Peniculida; Parameciidae. The record is from the annotation of a GenBank genome assembly.